AUGGUGUGGGAAAAUUGUAAUGUAACUUUAAACAGUGGUGAAGGCGGAAUCUUAUACACAGGCGAAAUUGUUACUGGAUCUGUUAUUAUAGAAUUUAAAAAGGAACAAAAAAUUGAAUAUGUUGAGUUCAAAGUUAUAGGUAUAACCAAGGCUAGAUGGUCAAGAGUAAUGCCUACAGUUCCAUAUUUGAGGAUUUAUUCGGGAAAGUGUAAAGUUCUGGAUACAACCGUUAAUAUUUUUAGUGAAAUCAAUGGUAAAAAGAUACAGCCGGGGAUGAAAAAUUUUCAAUUCCACUUUAACCUACCAAGUGAUUUGCCAUCGACGUUCAAAAGUUCUAUUGCUAAAGUGUAUUAUUACAUUAGAAUAAAAUGCAAAGGAUCUUUUAAUCGUAAUAAGAUAAAAAUUGUUCCAUUUGUCGUUAUGAGCAGCGUGGACCUUAACCAUCGAGAUGAUAUCAAGGUACCAAUGAUAUUUGAGAUGAGUAAAGCAUUCACAUCAUCGGGAACGUUUUUAAUGUAUUUUAAAACGUAUAGAGGAUUCGCUUCGAAGCAAAGAUUGACUUUUGAAAUCGAUAUUCUUAAUGAGAAGAAAGUUAAAAUAAGUAAAAUUGUUGUAACAUUAAUUCAGAAACUUGAAUAUACCGUCUCUACGGGGUAUGCGAACGCCGAGAAAAAAAUAUGCAAAACAGAACAUAAUGCUUUGUGGAAUAAUAUAAAAGAGAGCGCGCGAAUAUAUAUGGACGUGCCGCAAACAGCUCCAUCUAGUAUUAAUGUAGUAAAUCCAAUGAUUGACAUUUCCUACGUGCUAAGGGUGGAAGUUAUUUUCAAAUUUCACUUCACGUUACUUAAAGAUAUCCCAGUCACAAUAGCAACGGUUCCUGUUUUGCAUUAA
Molecule: messenger RNA, 891 nt
Organism: Parnassius mnemosyne (clouded apollo)
Lineage: Eukaryota; Metazoa; Arthropoda; Insecta; Lepidoptera; Papilionidae
Source: the annotation of a GenBank genome assembly